Molecule: messenger RNA, 652 nt
Organism: Daucus carota subsp. sativus
Lineage: Eukaryota; Viridiplantae; Streptophyta; Magnoliopsida; Apiales; Apiaceae
Product: probable histone H2A variant 1
Exons: 2
Coding region: 82-498 (138 amino acids)
Biological process (GO): heterochromatin formation
Cellular component (GO): nucleosome; chromatin
Molecular function (GO): protein heterodimerization activity; DNA binding; structural constituent of chromatin
Source: RefSeq, a predicted model, not a curated record
ACAAGCUAGUCUGAAACUCACAUUCAGAUCUGAACCACAAUUCACUUGUGUCUCUCAACUUAUCAUACACAGAUUCAUCAGAUGGCUGGAAAAGGCGGCAAGGGGCUCGUGGCGGGGAAGACCACACAGGCGGCGGCGGCUAACAAGGAGAAAGACACCAGCAGGAGGCCUAUUUCUCGCUCUUCUCGCGCCGGUCUUCAGUUUCCAGUUGGUCGUAUCCACCGUCAUCUCAAAACAAGGACUUCUGCACAUGGGCGUGUUGGUGCCACGGCUGCUGUGUACUCGGCUGCAAUUCUUGAGUACCUCACAGCAGAGGUUCUUGAGCUAGCCGGAAAUGCAAGCAAGGAUCUGAAAGUGAAGAGGAUUACGCCAAGGCAUCUGCAGCUAGCCAUUCGCGGAGAUGAGGAGCUUGACACGCUCAUCAAAGGUACCAUUGCUGGAGGAGGUGUGAUCCCUCAUAUCCACAAGUCCCUCAUCAACAAAACCACAAAAGAGUAGGUGACUUGUUCAUUAAUUUGAAUAAGCUCCUGUCACCAACAAUGUUUUACUGCAAUUGUUUGCUUUUAAUGACUUCUUCUAGGUAUUUGUUAACUUUUUAAAGAUUGUUGUACUGUAUAUUUAGCAUUUUUUAUGAACUUGUGUGUUUGCUUAA